Molecule: messenger RNA, 1500 nt
Organism: Ostreococcus tauri
Lineage: Eukaryota; Viridiplantae; Chlorophyta; Mamiellophyceae; Mamiellales; Bathycoccaceae
Product: NADH dehydrogenase [ubiquinone] 1 alpha subcomplex assembly factor 3
Exons: 1
Coding region: 1-1500 (499 amino acids)
Biological process (GO): transmembrane transport
Cellular component (GO): membrane
Molecular function (GO): transmembrane transporter activity
Source: RefSeq, a predicted model, not a curated record
AUGGAUGACGAUGCCCCGACGCGCACGUCCGUCGUGUCGUCGAGGGACGAAGAGAAGCGCAAGUCGGUGGACGACGGCGAAGGCGACGGGGGCUCAGAGCCGCCGAGCGCGGUGGCGCGGAACUUCAUGUUCCCGGCGAUCGCUGGUGGGUUGUUCGGAUGGGACAUCGGGAUAUCUUCGGGCGCGUUGGAGAACAUCACCACAAGCGCGGCGAAUGGUGGGGAUGGGUUCGCGCUGAAUAGCAUUCAGUCGGGACAGUUUGUGAGCGCGUCGCUUUUCGGCGCGCUCAUGGCGAGCGCAGUGGCGGGCGCUGGGAUUGGUGAUCGCUUGGGCGCGAGGAGGGAGUUAGCGCUGGCGGCGAUGCUUUACUUGAUAGGGAGCGUCUCUGGGAGCGCGGCGAACGGGUUCGAGCUUUUGGUUUUCUCAAAGCUCGUGUACGGAUUGGGCGUCGGUUUCGCAAUGCAGAGCGCGCCAGUGUACAUUGCGGAGACCGCGCCGAGCGCAUUGCGCGGUAGUUUGAUCUCGCUCAAGGAAGGCUUCAUCGUUGGCGGGAUUCUCAUCGGAUACUUGGCGAGCGAGGGCGUGAUGACCGCGGACGGCGGAUGGAGGCAGUUGUUUUUGGAAUCGACACCCGUAAUCGCCUUGCUUCUCGCGGGCACCUUAGCGGUGCUCCCAGAUUCACCGCGUUGGAUCGCCAAGGCUGGUGACACCCCAGAGACUCGAAGCAAGACGCGAGACGCGUUGGUCAAGGUUAGAGGCGCACAAAGUGACGCGGACAUGGCCAGGGUUGAAAAGGAGCUGGAGGACAUUUUCCAAGCUGCCGAAACGAUGAAUGCGACAGAGGGUGGUUCGGGGAUGAUUCACCUGUUUGAGAAGCGAUAUCUGCGACCGCUGUACAUUGGAUUAUCUGUGGUGUUGUUUCAACAGUUUACCGGGCAACCGAGCGUUCUUUACUACGCCAACCAAACGUUUGAAGCCGCUGGGUGGAGUGCGGAGGAUGCAGCGAACGUUUCAGUCAUUCUAGGCGUUUGGAAACUCUUCAUGACGGCCAUCGCCGUUUCGAAGGUCGAUAGUUUAGGACGUCGUCCGCUUCUCUUGGGCGGCGUGAGCGUCGUCACCGUGUGCUUGUUCGCUUUGGCCGCGUUGAACGCUCCAGGAGAGGCGCAAACGGUGGCGCAAGCGCAAGCUUCGCUCGCCGUCAUUUUCCUCUACGUCGGAGCGUAUCAGCUCAGCUUCGGUCCAAUCGCGUGGUUACUCGUGGGCGAAGUGUUUCCAGCCAAGGUUCGCUCGGCCGCCGUCGGUCUGGCUACCCUGAGCAACUUCGGAAGCAACUUCUUGGUGUCUCUAUUCCUACCAACGGUGGAAGAGACCAUCGGUUUACGGGGCACUUACCUCGGCUUUGCCUCCGUCGGUGUCCUCGCCGUGGUAUCCAUUUACUUCACCGUCGUCGAGACCAGAGGUAAGACUCUCGAAGAGAUUGAAGAGAUGCUCACAAAGUAA